Molecule: messenger RNA, 1119 nt
Organism: Plasmodium malariae
Lineage: Eukaryota; Apicomplexa; Aconoidasida; Haemosporida; Plasmodiidae
Product: CPW-WPC family protein, putative
Exons: 16
Coding region: 1-1119 (372 amino acids)
Source: RefSeq, a predicted model, not a curated record
AUGUUCCACAUUCUUUUUUUUCUUCUUUUUUCUCUGUCUGCAAUUAUGAAAGCUCUUACUACUCAUAAUAGAGCAAUUUGUCAUAGGGAUUAUUCACAUAACUGUGCAGAAGGAUGGUCAAAAUCGAGCAUAUCAGACGAAUGCGUAUCUCCCCCAUCAUAUAGAGGACCCUGUCCUCGCUUUCUGCAAAUAGAACAUGAAACAAAAAAAAAAAAAUUGCUGGAAGAGCAGUGCAAUAUUUUUUGGCCUUCUUUAGUUCAAUGUAAAAAAAAUUAUUCUCAUCAGUGUCCCAACAACUGGGUACCAGAGGAUGAUACGAACUGCCGCCCACUUGCAACGUAUGAAGGAACAUGUUUACUUUCUCACGACUUUUCAAACAUGACCGAUGAGCAAAAAGAAAUAUGGAGCAACAAGUGUGCAACCGACUGGCCAUGCAAAGAAAAAUGCAAAAAGGAUUAUUCCAAGCUUUGCCCCCAAGAGUGGACUAAAAAUAGCGAUGGGACUUGUUCUGCCCCCAUAAAAUAUUCUGGGCCUUGUUUGCCGAGAGCGUCUCUACAUACGCUUGAUAAGGAUAUGAAAGAGUCCUUUGAAAAAUUAUGCAAAUUAGAUUUUCCCUGUUUGAAGGAAUGCAAAAUAGAUAACCAGGACCCUUGUCCAAAAAAUUGGAUUCUGAAAUCGGACGAAUCGGGAAACCCCAUCAGUUGCUUGCCGCCUGAUAAUUACUCAGGACCAUGUGACGAACACUCCAAUUUUACUGGCCUUAAUAUAGAUUCAAAGGAAAGCAUAGCGUAUGAGUGCGACGUGCAGUGGCCUUGUGCUGAAGAAACUUCUAAUUUAAUUAAUUACGAGGAGCUUUGUCCGGAAAAUUGGACACAGAGUCAAAAGUAUUGCGUUGCCCCUCAGAAUUAUAUGGGCCCAUGUUCAAAAAAAAAAUUAUUUGAAUCGUUCAGGAAAGAAACAAAGAAAGCAUACGCAGAAGAAUGCAACAUUGAAUGGCCCCUGUUUAAAAAGAGCAUAUCAAAAAAUUUUCCAAAAAGUUCAACUUUAAGAAAAGGAAAAUAUAAAUUUGGAGCAGUAGAGCCAAUUACAGGCGAAGUUGUUUCGGGAAAUGCUGAAUAA